Molecule: messenger RNA, 474 nt
Organism: Humulus lupulus (European hop)
Lineage: Eukaryota; Viridiplantae; Streptophyta; Magnoliopsida; Rosales; Cannabaceae
Product: protein EXPORTIN 1B-like
Exons: 4
Coding region: 9-335 (108 amino acids)
Source: RefSeq, a predicted model, not a curated record
UUUUCCCCAUGCCAUCGUAUCAGAAUCUCACUCUUCAGUGUUUGACAGAGGUUGCAGCACUUAAUUUUGGAGAUUUCUACAAUGCCCAGUACGUUAAGAUGUACACCAUAUUCAUGAAACUGUUACAGACCAUGAUUCCUCUUAAUACAAACAUUCCUGAGGCUUAUGCAAUUGGUUCCAGUGAAGAGCAGGCUUUUAUUCAGAAUUUGGCUUUGUUUUUCACUUCAAUUUAUAAGGCAAGUUUUUUUCUUUUUUCCCUUUAUACUUUCUUGAUCUUAGUAUUUACCACGUUUUGUUAUAUUUAUAUCUCAAUGGCCAUCCUCUUAUGGCUGUAAGUUAUGGUUCAUUUAGUUGUAGAACAGGCUUAAUGUGUCAAUAAGGCACUGCUUAAGGGAUUUAAUAAGAUAAUAUGGAAUCACAUUAUUUCCUUGUCAAAUAUCAAAGAUUUGAAGUUGCUGUUUAAAUACAUUGCAA